GGAACAAAACAGGGUUUAUAACAUUACAAAGAGACGGUUUUAAGUAGUUUGGCUUGUAUAUAUGUGAAAAGGAUAUACUAAGUGAACACAUUAUUUAGUAGACACAGUAUCCGUUUGGAUCGUCAAUAUAACAUAGACAUGAAUAUACACAAGUAAUAAAUAAAAAAACAAGUAAAGAAUGGAAGAGAAGACUCUGGAAGAAUUCCAACCACAAUACAGAAAUGGUCCAGAGAUCGGUGCAACAGAGAAGACAAAAGAGGAGAAGAUACAGGAGAUGAUAAAGGACGAUGAACAUGACCAGGAAAUACAAUGCUCACGGGGCAAGAACUUGUUGGAACAGGUGGACCAGACCUUGGAGAAGGAAGAAAAUAUUCGGAACAACGCUGUUUUGGAUGAGUCAGGAAUCGUAGACUUAUUACACAGCAUGAACGUUGCUGCAGACUAUCCCCAUGUUGGUCGCUUUGACAUUGGCGUCGCACCUGACAAAGAAAAAAAGGAGAAGAAACGUCAUCGAUGGCACAUUGAACUGCACACCGACGUCAGGCGGAGGCAUCCCAUCGUAAAAUCUGAACCAAGACACGCCCGUUUAAGUGUUUCAGACCUGGCGACAAUCUUAAGGGAGGAAACCUCUGGAACCACGUCAGAGUUUGUCCCCGUCACUGGAUUAUACACGUCAGUGAAGAAUGGGGUGCUUCAAAAUGAAAACGUAUCGUAUCAGUGCAUUACAAUGAUGGAAGACUAUAAAGAAUUAUCCUUAGAGGAAUUGCGAUCCGAGGACUACUUGUUUAACAGAGGGAAACCAAAGCCGCCGACGGGAAGAGAAACGUCGUUAAUUAAAAGGCUCCAAGAAGGACGUGUAACACUGAGACGUUUCCCAGAAGUUGUGAAAUUUGAUCCACUAACUGGCCAGGGCACCAUGGUUAUAAAUGGACAAACAAAGCUCAUCAACACACAACAUUACUGUAUCACUGCCAUGGCGGAGUAUUCAAACACAAGUUUGGAGGAGCUGAGAGUCAAAGAUUAUGAGCGAUGGCUAGGUCAACCCUAUCUUCCGCAAGAAGAGACGAUAUGGCCUCGAACUGAAACAGAAAUGGCAACCGACACAGAAUGUUUGCCGAAUACAUCGACAUCAGUGGCACCAUCGAUGAUACAUUAUGGAAAAUCAGGGCAACCUGAUGGCGCGGAAACCAUUUGCACAAAAUAUCUUGAAGAUCGCUGUAAGGACCCAACCUGCCAAUUUCUUCAUCCGGAUCAGAAAUUGCCGUAUAUGUGGCAAAUAAAUUUGGCAGAUAAAAGUUGGGCUAGUUUGCCCAUGAAUGUGAAAAUCGAGGAUAAAUUUUGUGCCAGUGCAGAUAGAACGGAAAUAUAUAAUAUCAAUGUAUUGAACAAGGAAGUAGUGUUCCAGAUUCAAUUCAAAGCGAACCUCUUUGCCGUUCAGGCUGGAUCUAGCCUGCCGGUUGCUGUUCGUCGUUUGUCAACACAAGAUUACACCCUUGAAAAAGACGUUUGGGAAACCCCAAACAAAUUUGAUACACAAUGGAGAUGGUUUUGGCAGGACGACGAGGACGAAUGGAAUAAGUUUACACCUGACUUGUUACAGCAAACGUUAGAGAUAAGAUAUCGAACUCAACAAACUGAACAACGAUACUAUAGCUUCUUUCUUGAAGAUGGGACCUACUUAUAUGAUGUGGACUUGCAGCAGAUGACACAGACAAAUAUUGUCACCAGCAAGACACGAGAACUUCGAAGACGUCCUUUGCUCGUUAUGCCUAACGACAUUAUUUAUCAAACUGGACCCGAGUCACUCUCACUUAUUGAACCGAUGCAGGCAGAUAUUGAAACACCGCACCACUGGUCACCACAGGACAGUAUCCACUCCUUUGAGCUUGUAAGAGUGUCCCAAGGUCAAGAAUACACAACUGUGGCAGCCAAGUUCUUUGAAACUAUGUCAAGGGAUGACAUACAUAAACCUGCUAUCUAUAGAGUUCAAAAUCUUGACCUAUGGAGUCAAUACAUUAGCAAACGAAAAAGUAUGCAGAUCAAGGCAAAACGACGUGGAAGAGAUAAAGAUCUUGAAAUACGAGAGCUGUUUCACGGAACGGACACUUUAGAAGCAGCAAGAGGAAUAUGCAUCCAUAACAUUGACCCCCGCGUUUCAGGAAAACACGGCACUGCUUUCGGACACGGUGCCUACUUUGCCAGAGACGCUUCCUACAGUGACAGAUACACAACGGGAGGGUCAAGAUUCGUGUUUCUAACGUCAGUUCUCGUCGGAGAUUACACAAGAGGAAAUAAUGACCACAGAAGGCCACCGAGCAAACCAGGAACCAUGCAUGACCUUUUUGAUACAUGCGUUGAUUCUAUUACUGACCCCGCUGUCUUUGUUGCGUUUGACAGAGCGCAGUAUUAUCCGGGGUAUCUAAUUGUGUACAAACAUUGGCGAUGAAUUUAAAUUACUGGAAUUUGUAUUUCCAACUCGAACGCUUUGAACAGCUAAGGACUGAAUGUGAUACAAACACUUUUACCGCUUGAACAAUACUGUAUAUUAUUCUAUUUUUUUUUGUCAUGUUUCUGAUUUGAGUGGCAUUCUUCGUUUGAUCUGAUAACAUUUAAAUGGUAGCUUUUCGGUUAUAUUAGUAUCCAAACUGGUUUAGUAAAGUACUCACAAUGGGUGAAUGCAGUUUCGCAUCUCAACCGGAUGUUUUGACAAGUAACAUUUUGCAGCGGGAUGUGUAUAUAAUAAUGUAAAGGUAAAUGCUGCUGACCCAUAGUUUCAAUGAUUCUACAUAGUUGAUGACCCGAGAUGACCCAAAUUCAAACUGGCCCUAAAUAUCAUGAGAAAUAUACUGAAUUUAUUUCCUGAAGAUUGGAAAACCAUUGUUGAAUUUGUAAUAGAAUAAAAAAAAACCUUGAACACAAAGUUUUUUCUUAAUAUUUGACCUAAAGAUCUAGUUUUUGACCAAAGAAAACCUAUAUUUACAUUGCUCUUAAACAUCAUAUUGAAAAAAAUUCUGACUGGGUUUCAUGAAGAUUGAAUAAAUGCUGAAGAAUACAUGAAGCAUUUAUGUUUACCUAGUCGUUUUUUUACCUGUCGUGAGAUAAACCAUAUAAACACUGGACCUUAAUGCUUCCAAAUAAUAUCCAGGAAACAAAAUCAAAAUUUUCUUUACCUCUUAAAGGAUAUGGAGAAAUCUGAGCAAUCUAUUUUUGUGUAUUUAUAAAUUUUGGUUAUUGAAUAAAUAUAAGUGUUCUUUUCAAGAACUUGCUCACUUAUAAAAUAAUUUGUAAUUUAAUAUUUAUAUUUUUGUGUAGUUUUUCAACAACUAUCUUUUGGAAAAUAUCCAUCAGAAAUGACAUGUUGUAAAUAUGCUAUAAUUAUGUGGUUCUGAUUAUAGUGUGAAUGCAUAUAAAAAAUCGACAUAUCUAGGUACAUAACAUAAAUUUCGAAUAAUUCGGUGUAUACUAAAUAGUAUUUGAUUACAGCUCGGACAAUGAACACGAACGCCGUUGGAAAUAAGAACCUGCACCUAUGCAAAACUAAACGGGUUAUCCUGCGCAAAUGUCAUCAAAAUUGUUAAAAUGAAUUUGUUACUAAAUCAUUUAGCUUUAUCAUUUAUAUAUCAUUCAUCUAAAGUAAUUCAUAUUCUAGUAGUAUGUUUUAAUUUAUGUUAACUUUCUGUGAUAUAAGUCAUACAACUGCAAACUGGUAUUUGGUUGUUUUGUUGUAAAAUGUACUGUUAUACUAUGAUGUAAUGACAUUGCAUGCAUAAAUCUACUCACUGCUUAUGCUAAUCUGUUAUCAUUUACCAGGUUGGUGCCUCAUGGAUACAAGUAAGUCGGCCGAACACGAGAUGUUCCAUUUAAAGGGGCUCAAAAUAGGUUGACGCUAACAUUUGUUUUUGAUUUUAAUGCAGUAGUAUGUAGUACUCCUGUUAUAAUCAAAACCAUGUAAAGUAUAUGAUUUGUGCACAGAUAAAAUUAUAAGCGAUAGGUUGGAGUUUUUUUAGCUGUGAAUAUAAUGUCGACGUAGCUAUAAAAGAUAUCAAAGAAGUACACAAAUCAUAUGUUUUGUGUAUUUGGUUUUGUUUUGAUCAUUGAAGUGAAAUGUGUUUAACAUGAUUAAUUCAUUAAAAUAAAAAAAUAAAGAUUU
This is a messenger RNA of Mya arenaria, 4150 nucleotides long. RefSeq names its product protein mono-ADP-ribosyltransferase PARP12-like. Gene Ontology annotation, molecular function: metal ion binding; NAD+ poly-ADP-ribosyltransferase activity. Bases 179 to 2446 code for a protein of 755 amino acids. NCBI's taxonomy places the organism in Eukaryota, Metazoa, Mollusca, Bivalvia, Myida, Myidae. The transcript has 14 exons. The record is from RefSeq and is a predicted model, not a curated record.